Messenger RNA from Arachis duranensis, 1539 nucleotides. RefSeq lists its product as uncharacterized. The record is from RefSeq and is a predicted model, not a curated record. The transcript is spliced from 3 exons. Lineage: Eukaryota; Viridiplantae; Streptophyta; Magnoliopsida; Fabales; Fabaceae. The coding region runs from base 1 to 1539 and encodes 512 amino acids.
AUGACUCGGUCCCAACCAAACGCUAGCUUAGCCGAGCUUGAUUUAGAAAUUGAAAGGACUUUGUUACGCACUCAGCAAGCUAGGCGUCGGUUGGACUAUACGGCUAGUACUUCGGCCUUACAUGAGGAGCAUACUGAAUCACUAGACAGGUUCGAGAGCGACUUGGAGUCCGCUACUUCUUAUUCUUCUGUUGGCACUACUGAUACAUCUUCGCAUUCCACAGGGCAAGCGAAAGAGUGGUAUUAUUCCCAACCAGAUGAGGUGGUAACCAAUUGGGAUUCCUUGAGAAGAGAAUUUUUAGACAAGUUCUUCCCGCUAGAAAAGACCGACUACAUUCGGAAGGAGAUCUCAGGAAUAAUGCAAAGAGAUCAAGAGACGUUGUAUGAGUAUUGGAGUCAAUUCAAGAGGCCAUUGGAGACUUGCCCCCACCAUGGGUUGAACACUCACUUGCUCAUAAGCUAUUUUACCGGAGGUCUUUGUGCGGAAGAUAGAAGACUACUCACCGCUUCUAGUGGUGGCUCUCUUUCCAAAAACAAGACAGAGGCAGAAGAAUGGAUCUUGAUAAAUGAUGUUGCCAAUGCUACACAACACGUAAGGGUGAGGAGCAACCCCCUCAAGGGUGUAGCGGAAGCAUCCCCUUCCGAAGCAAGUUUGACCAAAGUACUUGGGGAUAUGACUACCAUCCCCACCGAGAUGCAUAAGGAGCAAAAGGCAUUCUAUUCCAUCCAAGCCGUCCAAGUUUCACCCCAAGUUCCUCAAACUAAAGGGCCUCCUAGGAUAUGUGGUUUGUGUUUUAGCACCGCACAUUACACUGAUCAGUGCCACCAAAUUCAAGAGGAGUACACCCUAGCCGUAGCCAAUGUGAACUAUAACAAUCGCCCACCCUACCAAAACCAAGGCCACAACAACUACUCUCAUGGCAAUAACUCCAAUCAAGGGUGGAGAGAUAAUGCACAAGGGAAUCAUCAAUAUCAAAGAUACCAAGCGCCACAUCAAAGACAACAACCCAACCAAGCCUCUUCUUCUUCUACCAACCAAGUUGAUGAGCUUAGAGCUAUUGUGAAAAAGAAUAAAGAGAAUAGCAAGGCUCAAUUUAGUGCCGUGAAUGCUCAGUUGGCCAAUAUCACCAAGAUGAUCUCAAUAUUGGCUUUACCCUCUACCAACAACACCAACCAACUCUCAAGCUCUUCUAACCUUCCAUCCCAACCCCUUCCAAACCCAAAAGGUGCACUCAAUGCCAUUACACUACGGUCGGAGACUACAUUGAAGGAGAUACUUCCUAGGGCCUUGAAAGACAUUCAUGAGGAAGAAGUGGUUGUUGAAGCUCCACAUGAAGAGGAUGAGAUGAGCACAAGACAAGAGGAAGGAGAAAUGAGCCUCAAAGAGCCCACGAGGAAAGCUACAAUGGAUGAAUCCAUUCCUAUUCCAUUCCCUUCCAUGAUAAAGAAAGCCAAGAAAGCUCCGGAGUUUGAUUUGAACAUGCUUCAAGUAUUCAAGAAAGUUGAGGUAACCAUUCCAAAUCUUGAUGUCAUUCAAUAA